AUGAGGGACCAGUGGACCAGCCAGCCGCUGACCUGCCAGCCACUGACCUGCGUGUCCUGUGCUGCGAAGCGCAGAUGGCGCUGUGUUAUUGCCGGGUUUCUGCUUACAGGAGUCCUCGCCUGCGGUGCGCUGCUGGCAUAUGCCGAGACUCUGGAAGUGGAAGAGGAUGACGAGCCCAUCAGCCAUGUACCAUCUGCAAGGGCUCCAUCCAUACGAGUCAUCGCAGAGGAGUCCGACUCCUGGGAAAUGAAGUUAGCACCAUCCUUGCUCGGAGUUCUGAUGGGUCUACUUCUCGCUGUCGUGCACGUACCUGGCAGCGCGGAGCGCACUGCCGAGGGGCGUGCCUGCAAGAUAGUAGCCACUGGCAUCCUUUUGUUGCAGAGCGCAUUCAUCGUCGAGUUCCAGUGGCACUGGUUGUAUACUCCGUCCAGCUGCAAGGGUGGGAUCAGGUACCGAUGGCUAAGCAUUUUAGACUGCCUUUCGAUGGUGGUUCUCGGGCUCUACUGUGCCGUCAAGCCACAUCCUACCUCGGGAUAUGUCUACGAUGCGUUGUGGUGUGUCUACGGUUUCGCCUUCACAUCGCUCCUCUACAUUGCCAUGGACAUCUACAUCGAGUGUGACUGGGAGGCCAUCAGUCAGUUGACAGCCGCCCUGGCGCUCACCACCGAGGCCAUCCUCUUUGGCUGGGUCGCACAGCUCUUCCAGGCGCGAAUGCAGUCGGCCGGCGACGAGAGUCUUGCGAGCUCGAAGGCCUGGGUGUACACGAUGGUGGUUAUGUUCCAGGCUAAUGUGGAGCUGGUGGUGGUUGAGUCGUUUUCCCGCAAAGAUGGGCACGCGUUCAUGAUUCUGCACAUUGUUGGCAUUGGACUCAAGGUAGUCUUUUUGGUCAUCUGGUGCUUCUCUACAUAUUUGAUGGCCCGGAGCCUCUUUCACAGCUCGCGGGUCUUGCGCCUGGAACGCAAGCGGACAAGAGGCGUGGCUCGGCAGCAGGCGCACUGGGCCACUCGAAUCAUCCGCAUGGAAAUUGCUGUUGUCCUCACGAUUGGCAUUACGACCUUUGCCACUUGGCUGGUGGCAGCGGCGUUUUCUGCGAUCGACCUGUGCUGCAUCAACAACCCCAACUCCGUGGUCUCCUGGUCUCGGCUGCGUACCUUUCUUCACCGUUCAGAUGUAAUGGUCAAUGCCAUCGGCAUAGCCCUGAUGUCUGGUGUACUGUGGCGAGCCCCGCUUCCCACUGCCAAUGACCUGGAGAGGGUGGAGGAAAUCUCUCGGAUGCGGCAUGGCAACAGCCUCUCGCAUCUAGAGGUCCAUGAGAAGGAGGCCUAUGAGGCUAAGGCAGAGGAGCUGGCAGGGCGCGGUUUCCACCUCCGAUCCCUAUUAGAGUUCUGGGAUCUGUUGUUGGACCAAACUCUGAUGCCUGGCUUCUGCCCCAGUAGCUCUCUGACCGUGGACGUGGUGCGCGGGGCAAUCAUCCCACUGUCUCGCAAGGGCGGGGGUGGGGUUGCUCUUGCUACGAAGUGGAAUUGUGAGCAGGCAUUGGUUCCCCAAUGCAUGGUUACACAUUCCUGGUCCAACAGCUUCAUCAACUUGUCUGCAGCAAUUGUGGGAGAUGCUCUUGGCCUGGAGACUUAUGGGGACAUCACCCGGCGCCUGUGCACCAAAGCCGGCCUGUCCACAGUAGUGUCCGAGCUGCAAGCAGCGGAAAAGCUGGACUCAACUUACUGGGUCUGCGCUUUCUCCAUCAAUCAGCAUGCUACCAUUUGCAGUAGUUUCGGACCGAGCCCGCCAUGGGGCACUGCUGCAUGGAUCGCUUGGGAUAGAAAGACGCGCGACUCCGUCACAGGAAUACGAUAUCCUCUCUGCACAUGCCGGGAGCCGAAGACCUUCGAUGACUUUGUGACCUGUGAGGUCAACAAGUUUGAUAGCACCAUGUCCCUUCUGGCUCGUGAAGUGGCCAGUGUGUCGCAAGUGGUGGUCGUCGACCCUCAGUUUGACGUGCUGUUUAGGGCUUGGUGCGUGGCAGAAAUUGUUGAGGGCAACAUACUUGGCAUCCCGGCCCGGAUCUCCGUGCAGUCCCGAGAUGCGGUAGACGAGAACUACGACCGGCUCUCCCUGCUGGACGUUCGAGCGUGCGAAGCCUCUGUGCAGAGCGACAAAGACAUGAUUCUCUCCAAGAUCGCCGACGUUGAUGUUUUCAACCUCAGGCUUCAGCAGCUGGUUUUCAGCGCGCAGGGCCUUUUUGGCGGAUGGUUGGACGGAAUUGAGCGCUCCAGGCACGUCGCUACCAUCGUGCGGCGGUCGACACAGUCGCUGAAAUUGGCGGAGAAGACGAUGCCAAGGAUUUGCUGCUUUAAGCGGGCCUCGAGCAGUGAGUCCUCUGAGUCCCCGAGCUCCGAAAGUGAGACAUCCUGCGGAAGUACCGUCUGA
Molecule: messenger RNA, 2427 nt
Organism: Symbiodinium pilosum
Lineage: Eukaryota; Dinophyceae; Suessiales; Symbiodiniaceae
Source: the annotation of a GenBank genome assembly